AUGAAGUUCUCUCUUACCGCCGCUGCUGUACUCUCUGCUCUCGGCGGCGUUGCCAAUGCUGCUAAAAUCGAGGUCCUGACAGAGCGCCGUACCACCUAUAUUGCCAAUGAUGGCGAUAGACACGGACUUGGAAAGUUUACAGAUGGAUGCAAGAAGAACUCAUUUCCUUGGAUGAAGGAAAUUUGCAUCGAUGACAAGAGAAAUAGAGCUCAUGCUGUUUAUCAGACGAAUAGGAAGGAUUGUUUCAAGGUGACCCAUGAAACUUCAGGUAACUGUAAUUGCGAACUCGGCUGGGGUUGCAAAACGUGCUACACCAAACACUAUACCACUACGGCUUACAAUUGGUGA
Fusarium venenatum is the source of this 348-nucleotide messenger RNA. RefSeq lists its product as uncharacterized. NCBI's taxonomy places the organism in Eukaryota, Fungi, Ascomycota, Sordariomycetes, Hypocreales, Nectriaceae. The record is from RefSeq and is a predicted model, not a curated record.